AUGAAGGAGUUUACUCUUGAACAAGUUGCUCAGCAUAACAAAGAUGGGGAUCUGUUCAUUGUAGUCGAUGCUAAAGUCUAUAACCUGUCAAGGUUUGCAGGCUUACACCCUGGAGGGAAGGCCGUCCUUCUGGACGAUGAUGUUCGCGGAAAGGAUUGCACGGACCUCUUCUAUUCUCUUCAUCGUUCAGAGGUGCUUCUCCGACCUCAAUACGGUCGUCUUCAGGUUGGAGUCGUCAAAGGGAAGACGGAAAAGCUCAGGCCUCUUCCAGCGGGUUCGCUUAGUCCAGUUCCUUACGGAGAACCUCAAUGGCUAGUCAAACCGUUCAAGUCGCCGUAUUAUAAUGAGAGCCACCUCCGACUUCAGAGAGAGAUGAGGAAACUGUGUGAUGAGGUUAUAAUACCAGAAGCCCGGAGAGCCGAGAAAGCAGGGGAGAGAGUCUCACAAGAAGUCUUAAACGAACUUGUGAAACGAAACCUCAUUGCUAUGCGCUUUGGUCCGGGCUCACACCUCAAAGGCCGUAAACUCUUCACCGACAUAGACCCCUCCGCGUAUGACUACUUCCACGAGCUUAUCAUCCACCAAGAAAUAUGCCGAUGCGGUCUUCGCGGGUUCAUAAAUGGCCUCUCCUCCGGCGCUUUGAUAGGUCUUCCACCGGUGCUUCAUUUCUCCAAUGACAAAGAGUUAGGAGAGAAAGUGACGAACGAGGUUUUCGAAGGAAAGAAGUGGCUUUGUUUGGCUAUUUCGGAAGCGUUUGCGGGUAGUGAUGUUGCCGGAAUCAAGUGUACGGCCAGGAAGAGCGAGGAUGGAAAGUUUUGGAUCGUAAAUGGAACGAAGAAAUGGAUUACGAAUGGGAUGUUCUCAGAUUACUUCACGAAAGGAUUCACGAUGCUGCUCAUUCCUCGCGGGCCGGGAGUCAGUACGACGUAUAUCAAGACAUCUUACUCCUCUGCUUCCGGAACAGCAUAUGUCACGUUCGACAAUGUGCGCGUACCAAUCAAUCACACGCUCGGCGAAGUAGAUCAGGGGUUUAAGAUCAUCAUGUCCAAUUUCAAUCACGAGCGGUGGAUUGUCAUUGUUUUUUGUGUGCAGUUGAUGCGAAACGUCGUUGAUGAGACUUUGAAGUGGGCGUCACAGCGCAUCGUCUUUGGCAAACCCCUUAUUGAGCAGGCGGUUGUUCGCCACAAGAUUGCGCAUAUGAUCAGCGGCGUUGAGUCGUCCCAAACUUGGUUGGAACAUAUAACCUAUCAAAUGAACCACAUGUCAUACGCGGAACAAGCGAAGCAUCUUGCUGGGCCUAUGGCAUUAUUGAAGCAGAAUACGACAAAAUUUGCGCAGGAUAUUGCCCGUGAUGCUACCCAGAUAUUUGGCGGCCGAGCGAUCACGCAAAGUGGCUUGGGGGAUCUCAUCGAGGAGUUCCAUCGAACCACUCCGUUUGAUGCAAUAUUGGGUGGCGCAGAAGACGUCAUGGCAGAUUUAGGCGUCCGUCAGGCUCAGAAGUUCAUUCCGAAGAAUGUUAGACUCUAG
Cantharellus anzutake is the source of this 1527-nucleotide messenger RNA. Its product is annotated as acyl-CoA dehydrogenase/oxidase. Gene Ontology annotation, molecular function: acyl-CoA dehydrogenase activity; flavin adenine dinucleotide binding. The transcript is spliced from 14 exons. The record is from RefSeq and is a predicted model, not a curated record. The coding region runs from base 1 to 1527 and encodes 508 amino acids. NCBI's taxonomy places the organism in Eukaryota, Fungi, Basidiomycota, Agaricomycetes, Cantharellales, Hydnaceae.